AUGGUGUCCUCCAAUAAUAAUAAUAAUAACAAUAAUAACAAUAAUAACAGUGCUAACGUUUCGCAAGGAGGUUCUGCAUCAGCUAAUAGUAGAAGGAAAGAAGAAAAGAAAGUGGUGAAGAGUUAUGAUGAAUCGGAGAGUGCUAGCGAUAUGGACACAGAUUCUGAGUCUGAUGUAUCGGAUACUAGUAAUAGUAGUUCUUCGGGAGAAGAAGAAGAAGGCGAAAACAAAAAUCCAACUGCACCAGUUAUGAUGCAAAUGAAAAAGUCCAAAAAAAUUAAUUUUCCAAUUACUGUGAAAGAUAACAAGUGUUCUAUCGGAUUAUCUGGGUAUUGUAUGAUAAAGGCGUCACACUGUAUGGAGAGCGGAUCGUAUUAUUAUGAAGUCAAAAUUGAGGAAUCCGUAUCAUGUGACACAACCAAACUUCCUGAUUAUGCAAAACAAAGUCAUUAUAGAUGUGGAUGGAGUAUGGAGCAAGGAUUCGAUAAAGCUUGUUGUGGAUACGAUAAAUACUCAUUUAGUUAUGGAAGUAGUGACGGAAAUUGUUUUCAUAAAGGAAAAGGAUCUAAAUACGGAGAAAAGUUUGGAGUUGGAGACAUAAUUGGAUGUUAUAUUGAAAUACCAGAUACCUCAACACCCAAUAUAAUUUAUGUUGAUGGAAGUAUGAGUUUAAAAACUGGAGAAGUUUUCAGAACAAAGAUUGCUACAUUGGCAGAGAAAAUUGUACCAAAUAGCAAAAUAAUCUUCUUCAAAAAUGGAAAAUUUCAAGGUGUCGCUUUUACUGAUAUCCCAUAUGGAGCAUACUUUCCAGCUAUUUCACUAUAUAUGAAUGCAAGCGUAACAAUGAAAUUUGAAAAAUAUCAACUACAAUAUAACCCUUAUGAUAUCUGCCCAGAAUAUAUUGCUAAAGAUUGGAAACCUGUUGGUGAUUUGAGACACCGUAAUAAGAACACUCAAAAAACUCCAAGAAAGUCAAAUUCACAAAACGAAUUCAAAACUCCACCUAGUAUUUCAAAAGGCAACUUGAAAGAGAUUGGAAAGGGUGCUUCUAAACAAUUUCAUCAAUCACCAUCCCAAAACAGACAUUCAAAAAUUGCCUCAGCCACAAUUACUGAAAAUAAGAAACCAAAAGAAAAGAAGGAAAAAUCUGAGAAAUCUCAUCAUCAUCAUUCCCAUUCAGGACAUGGUGAUAAGAAAACUAAAAAAAAGAAGGAACCAAGGCCAUCCAAUUCAAGUACCACAGAUUUGAAAAAACCAGUUACUGAUAAGCAGCCUUCUCCUUCUAUUGUUAUUGAAAAACCUCCAAUUGAAUUACCACCUCCUCCACCUACUGUUUCAGUUGUCACUUCUACUGAAGUUCCAAAAAGUGUUACUGAGAAGAAAGAAAAGAAAAAGAAACCAAAGCCUUUAAGGAUUAUUACAGACGAAACAGACCUACCAAACAUUAAGGAAACAAAACCAAAAAUUCAAGAUUCUCCAAGAUUACCACUAACCCCAUCUAGUUUGAACCAAAGCUCUGACUCUCCUCUUGUCAGAAGUUCCUCUUCCAUGUCAAGGGUGCCAAGUUACUCUGAUGUUAUGCCUCCUUCUCCUGUUCCUCCACAACCAAAAUCAGAUCAGCAAAAAUCAACAACACCAACUUUGGAUAAGAAUACUCGUUCUCCUUCCUCUGCAGGCUCAUCGUCUUCAAUUAGGAAAUCUAAUAGUGGAACCAGUCUAGAAAAGAGUACAUCCUCAUCGACACCAACUACACCUGCCACUAUCUCAACACCAAUCUCAGCAACAAGCACUGCCUCUUCCUCUUCUGCAAGUAACGCAACUACACCUGCAAUAAUUCCUCCUGUAAAUGAUGUCAUGCCUGUAAAUAAGCCAUAUAUAACAAACAUGUCUGACAAGCCUAUCGUUCAAUCCUCAUUUCCUUCGAUUGAACAAAUUACACCUCAAGCCAAGGAAAGGAAAUCUAAACCAAAGUCUGAAGGUUCAUCAAUCAUGGCUAGAUCAAAAAAUUUCACACCAAAGAAAGUAUUAGCCAAGAAGGAAGAUUCGGUACCUGUAAAAACUGCUCCUAAGAGAAAGGCUCCAAGUAAAGAUGAGGAACCUGUCAUUCAUCACCACACAGUUAAGCUUUUGGAUCCGAAAGAUCUUCAACAGGCAAAGAAAGCUAAACCUACUCCAUCUGCUGAGACAACACCUGUGGCUACUAAUGCACCAAGUGAACCAAAGCCAUCAUCACCAACUAAGAAACGAAAGACAAGCAAGGCUGAAGCAAAAGAACCAAAGGAAACUCCAUCAUCUACUAAAACCAAGGACGAAAACAAAAAGAUUGAUUCUAUUGAACAGGUUACUAGUAAUGUAAAAGAAGCUAUUCCUGAAAGAAUUAUGGAGACUAUUAUUCCUAAACAACAAAUUCAACAAACAGUACAUAAUCCUGUUCAACCAACAGCUGUGAAUCAAACCAUACAAGAUGCCUCUAAAAACAUUUUACAGACCUCUCAACAUUACUCAUCACAACUCAAUCAGAUUAGUCAACCAAAUGUGCAAACAGUUCAGCAACCACAACACGUUAGCACGCAACAAUCUUCCACUCCUCAAUAUGAAAGAUCGAAUGCAGAACCAGCAUAUUCAUUUUCUAGUUUGCUGUUAGGAUCACCAAACACUUCAAAGAGUAUACAAGAUCAAAUAGGUCAAAUAUCGUCCUCUUCCUCAAACAAUUUGAAUCACCAAUCUUCACAGAUACCUGUUAAUAAUAGUAAUUUUUACAAAAAUACCUCCCAAGUUUCUACUACCGAAAGAAAACAAGAUUGGCCUGUACAUCAGUUACAGACACCAAACAGUGUAACAGCAGCAAGCAUGGCAAACACAUCAUCAUCAGUUAGAAAUAUGCAAACAAGCUUGCCGAAUAAUGUUCAAGAUAUGUCACCAAGUUAUCAAUCUAGAAUGUCUCUUGAAAAUCUUAUGGCUCAAAACAAACAUGAAAAUUUGAGAUUACUGGAACAAAUUAAUACUCUGCCAAAGGAUAUUCCAAAGCAACCAAAUCCAAUGCAAGUCUCUACUCCAACAAUGACAAGCCAUACUCCUUCUUUCCGUGAAUUACUCGAAACACCAAGUAGCUUUAAUUCAUCCUCCAGUAGUUCACAAAUGUCUAAUUCCAAUAAUUUCUUGACUUCUCAAUCAAGAAACAUACCUUCAACCGUACCACAACAGCAACAGAAGGUUGGUAAUCCAAAUUUUGUAAACUAUCAAAUUGGUAAGGAUCAUACCCAAGGAUCAAAUCUAGGCAAUACCAACAACUAUUCCAACUAUCUACAACAACAACAACAACAACAGCAGCAAGCAGUUAAUGAAGUGAAGCAAUUGAGUCAACAGGUUUCGAAUCAAAAUAUUUCAAAUAAUUAUGGUCAAUAUUCCCAACAACAAAGAGGUAACUUCCAAACCAAUACUGCCUAUUCAUCCAAUAUGAACACUGCCUCACAUAAUUUCGCACCUCACCACCAAAAUGUAUUGGUCAACAAUACUUCUGCCAACAACAUGAAUGUAAACCAAAAUAACAUGACCAAUAUUGCAAGUAUGUCAAAUAUGAAUCAAAUGACAUCAAAUUUGAUGAAUAGUCAGAAUAGCUCCAAAUAUAAUUCUCUUCAAGGUGCUUCUCUCAACUAUCCAACCAUGAAUCAACAAUCCCAGCAACAACAAAUUACAAGUUCAUAUUCAGGAAAUAUGGGAGGUCAACCAAAGCAAAAUAUGAUGAGCACUUCUCAACAAGCUUUUAAUCAACACCAACAUUCCCAACAAACAUUGUCUCAUAAUCAGCAACAACAUUCCCAACAACAAUACUCUUCGAAUAAUAUUCCAAGAGGUUUUGCACCACAACAAAUUAAUCCACAGCAACUGGGAAAUAGUCAAAUGACCUCUAAUCACCAACAACAAUCAAUGAAUGUUGGUAAUUCCAAUAACAAUAUGCAACAAUUCCUUCCUGGUAUGCAUCAGCAAUUGCCCAAUAAUUCCCACAACUUCCAAAACUACCAACAAAACAAUUCACAACAACAACAAAACACUGGGCAACAAUCAUCUUUCAAAUACUCUUACCUCAAUAAUAAUAUCAAUAAAUAAAACCUGAAU
Naegleria gruberi is the source of this 4116-nucleotide messenger RNA. Its product is annotated as SPRY domain-containing protein. The record is from RefSeq and is a predicted model, not a curated record. The coding region runs from base 1 to 4107 and encodes 1368 amino acids. Lineage: Eukaryota; Heterolobosea; Eutetramitea; Acrasida; Naegleriidae. The transcript has 2 exons. Gene Ontology annotation, cellular component: Set1C/COMPASS complex. Gene Ontology annotation, molecular function: transcription cis-regulatory region binding; protein binding.